AUGGCCACGUGUGAAGUUUGUGGAGAUGGUUUCGCAGACGAUGCGGAAAAACACUUGUGCUCCCCGAGCCGAGACUCUUGCUCGCACGUGUGCCACGCGGAUUGCUUGCAGCAAUACCGAUUAAAGCAGGGCUGCCCUAUGCAUGACUGCCCAUUCUGUCUUCAGAAUGAAGAUUCCCAGGAAGAGGCUGAUGAUGCCGCUUUGCAAGAGAUGGAGAUUGAGGCAGCAAUGGAAGCAGAGGCUGUGGCUGAGGGGGUAAAAAGAAAGACCAGAGAAGAGGCAGCUUCGCCUGUCCGUGACAACGCAGCCCAGUGCCGCCCACCCAAAGAAAGCCCAGAAAGCCCUCCCUUCACACAGGGUGGAAGUGAAGCAGCCCGCUUGUCCAUUCCAAGCUUUGGGAUUGACAUCUACGACGACCUGAGUCGGACCAGCAAGGCAUCUACCACGGUGAAGGAUCCUAUGCACGACGCCAUGUCGGAGUACUUGGCUUGCAGGGAUGAAGCACAAAGCCUUUCGUUGCUUCACACCAAGAGCACAUAUCAAGGGCUUGGAAGCCCAGAGGCUUCUUAUCAAACCGUUCUGAAUGCAGCCUUGAAAGACCCCAGGGACCACCACGCUGUGGCAUCAGACUUUGCCUUCAGAACUCGAGAAGUGCUGCCCGUGCCUUUCGAAGUCAGCUUGAGAACCAUUGCCCGCAAGGAAGGUUGUGAGCCUGAGACAUUCAUGGCAGGUGGCGCCACAUGCACGGAUGCCACCAUCAAGGGUCUUCGUGCUUCUAUCAAAGAAUAUGCCCGUCUGCAUUACGGCAACAAAGAAAAGAUGUGCACUUGGCUGAACUGCGAAGAUGACAAGACAGUGACUGGAGAUGGUGCCACGGCGCUGACUCAUUACACCUUCGUUCACCAAGUGUAUGGACAGGUGUCGCUUUGUGAGUAUGUGCUCCAGCCGACUGCAAGCAUGUUUUGCAAGAGAAUCCAUGCGACGUGGCAAACAAGGCCAGUGACAAGUGACCCUGAUCAGCAGAGCCAGUCCAGCAAAGAGUUCCUGAUUGACUUCUUUGGUUGGAUGGGGCGCGUGGCAAGCAACCAGGACAAAGACCACUAUUUUGACAAGUUCGCCUUGCCCGUGCUCAGGAAGGCUUUGCAGGGAAUCUCCGACUUCUUUCACGAGAAUCACGAGAAUGUAGAGUACCACUUUCACAAGGAGAAAGAGGAAAAACCAGCAAAGUUCGUCUUGGCAGCAGUCAAAGACCUCUUGAAAGUUGGCAUCUUGCAAGAGGUUGACAAGAAGGAAGUGGAAGAACAGGCGCCCAAACUUAAGGACAAGAAAAGCGCCAAGAGCAAGGAGGGCACGCUAAAGAGCGAGCCACGAGGUGCCGAUGCUAAGUGGCACCAUGACAAUGGCUUCUACCUUAGGGAUUCAGCAGAUGCUGAUGCCAGCAUGCGUGAUGUUG
Cladocopium goreaui is the source of this 1453-nucleotide messenger RNA. The record is from the annotation of a GenBank genome assembly. NCBI's taxonomy places the organism in Eukaryota, Dinophyceae, Suessiales, Symbiodiniaceae.